UGGGCCAGCAGCCCAGCACGUGUCUUCCCCUGUUGCGCGUCUCCCUCUCACGCCUCUCUGCCCCUCUCGCGAAGGAGACCGGACUCAAAGCCAAACUCCCCCACCUCGCCGCCCGAUCCGACGCGCCGGCGGCCGCACGCAGCUCUCCGGUGGCCGUCGAACCAUCCGCGCGGGCGGCCACGUCGCUCGCCGUAGCCGCCCACAAACGAAGGAUUCGGCGCAUCCCGCCGGCUCGCGGUGAUCUGACAGGAGGAAGGCCGUAGGCGUUAGCUGCUAGUCUCUGCGUUGGGCGAUGUCGAGGGUUCGCGACAGGACCGAGGACUUCAAGGAGUCCGUCCGCGUCGCCGCGCUCGGCCAUGGGUACACGGAGUCUCAGUUAGCCGUGCUCAUGUCUUCCUUCAUCAUCCGGAAGCCGGCCCCCAAAUUACCCUUUACAAAGGCUGCAAUCAAGACGCUUGAGAGUAUCAGGGAACUGGAGAAGUUUAUUGUGAAGCAUAGGAAGGACUAUGUUGACUUGCAUCGCACCACGGAGCAAGAAAGGGACAACAUUGAGCAUGAGGUCAGUGUUUUUGUAAAAGCAUGCAAGGAACAAAUAGAUAUCCUAAAGAACAGGAUCCAUGAAGAAAAAGGUGGAAGUACAAAGACAUGGCUUGGUACAAGCGAUGAGAGCUCCCGGUUGGAUUUGAUAGCUCACCAGCAUGGCGUGGUUUUGAUUUUGAGUGAGCGUCUUCACUCAGUAACUGUGCAAUUUGAUCGUCUUCGGACCAUGCGUUUUCAAGAUGCUAUUAACAGAGCGAUGCCAAGAAAACGGAUUCAGAAGAAACGAGAAACCAAAGCUGCUGAACCAUCUAAGCCAAACCUUGUAUUAAAAUCUGAUGUUUCAAAGGUUGAAGAUCAGGAGGUCUCUACUGCACCACUAAGAGUUCAAGAACAACUCUUGGAUGAUGAAACAAGAGCUCUUCAGGUGGAGUUGACAAAUCUUCUUGAUGCUGUCCAAGAAACAGAGACAAAGAUGAUAGAGAUGUCAGCACUUAAUCAUCUCAUGUCAACACAUGUUCUACAACAAGCUCAGCAGAUCCAGUAUUUAUAUGACCAGGCAGUUGAAGCUACAAACAAUGUGGAGCGUGGGAACAAGGAGCUAUCCCAGGCGAUCCAGCGCAACAGCAGCAGUAGAACCUUCCUCCUACUUUUCUUCUUUGUUCUUACCUUUUCCGUUCUCUUUCUGGAUUGGUACAGCAAAUGAAGCUUAUGUAAACGCCGUGAUUUUUUUUCCCAUUCUGAAAGUGGAUCAAGUUAUCAGUCAAUCCAUGUCUCGCUAGGUUUACUGGCCUUUUACGUGCAAUGUAUUACUGCAUUCAUCA
Molecule: messenger RNA, 1361 nt
Organism: Oryza sativa Japonica Group (Japanese rice)
Lineage: Eukaryota; Viridiplantae; Streptophyta; Magnoliopsida; Poales; Poaceae
Product: syntaxin-81
Biological process (GO): retrograde vesicle-mediated transport, Golgi to endoplasmic reticulum
Cellular component (GO): membrane; endoplasmic reticulum; SNARE complex
Source: RefSeq, a predicted model, not a curated record